Eufriesea mexicana is the source of this 474-nucleotide messenger RNA. RefSeq lists its product as uncharacterized. Bases 1 to 474 code for a protein of 157 amino acids. The transcript has a single exon. The record is from RefSeq and is a predicted model, not a curated record. Lineage: Eukaryota; Metazoa; Arthropoda; Insecta; Hymenoptera; Apidae.
AUGGAACUGGACGAAAAUUCCACGGAAGAAAAAGAUUCCGACUCAGAUUUAAAGGAAGAGGAUCUUCAUGACGAAUGGCAGGAAAUAAACGAAGGAGAUGCAGCCACGAGUGAAUGUUGGGAAGAGGAAGAAUUAUUAAUUGAUGACAUCGACUGCGACGACCCUGUUUCACUAUACAAGUUAUUCGUCAUAGAUUAUAUACUAGCUAUAAUCAUCGAGGGAACAAAUAAAUACGCUACACAAUGUAUGAAUAACUCAGCACCUAGCAGCAGAGGGCACCAACAGGCCUGGACACCUGUUACAAAAGAGGAGAUGAACACGUUUAUUGGCAUUUUGCUUAUCAUGAGUAUAGUACGGCUACCCGAAAUAAAUUCAAUAUUGAAAUACUUACAUUUUUCCGAUAAUUCCAUCAUUACAACUGAGAACCGUUUAUAUAAACUCCGAAAUAUUGUUGAUGCAAUUUAUUUUAUUUAA